Messenger RNA from Brettanomyces bruxellensis, 624 nucleotides. RefSeq lists its product as uncharacterized. The transcript has a single exon. Bases 1 to 624 code for a protein of 207 amino acids. Gene Ontology annotation, biological process: intracellular protein transport; endoplasmic reticulum to Golgi vesicle-mediated transport. The record is from RefSeq and is a predicted model, not a curated record. Gene Ontology annotation, cellular component: endoplasmic reticulum; endoplasmic reticulum membrane. Lineage: Eukaryota; Fungi; Ascomycota; Pichiomycetes; Pichiales; Pichiaceae.
AUGGCAUUGCAAUACACACUAGUCUUCUCCCUGUUGAUGGUGGAAAUGGCCCUGUUUGCCAUCAUAUCUCUUCCCCUUCCACCAAAGGUGAGAAAGCCACUUCUCAACUCAAUAAACAUCCCAUUCCACUCCGAAAAAUUCCAGAUAUUCUUCAAAUGUGUCAUUGGAUUCAUUGGUGUGUUGUUCGUGGACUCCUUGCAUCGAAUGAACAAGGUGACGAACGAGUUGUACAACAUGGAUAAUGGUGGCUUUGUCCCCGAACAUUCUGGAAUGCCUCCACCACCUCAAGGCAAUCCGGGCAUCGCCAGCGGCUCAACAAGAGCAGAGAUCCAGAGCAGGAGAUUCUAUGCUCAGAGAAACGUGUAUUUGUGCGGGCUCACGUUGUUUUUCUCGCUCGUUGUUAAGAGAACUUACGAUUUGGUGUAUGAUCUUCUGAAUGUAAAGGAGGAGCUUGCCAGGCAGCAGAAGGGUGCAAAGUUGGACAAACUCAGUACUGUGGAUGAGAAGAACGCCAAGGAUGUGAGGCAAAAGAUCAAGGACAGCGAAAAGGAGAUGAAGAGGCUUAAGAAACAGGCCGAGGCAUUAUCAAAGGACUACGAGUCUUUGGAUAAGAAGGCUAAUUGA